CUUAAAGAGAAUUUGGUUAUGGUUUAUAUGAGUAAUAAUCGAGAAUUAUAUAUUUUGUUUGAAGAGGUCUCAACUUCGAUGCAAGCGAGAGAAAUUCUUAGGGUUCAGAAGUUCAUAUUCUUUUGCUAGGAAGGCGGUAUAAUCUAUAGCUUCAGGAAAAAAGAGGGAAAAUAAUCACGCCAAGGUAAAAAGGGAGAAAAAAAGAGAGAGAAAAGGAAGAGAAUUCAGGAGAAAGCCAUGGAACUUGAAGCAAUUAUAAGGGAACAAGUUGAUCUGGAGAACAUACCCAUAGAGGAAGUCUUUGAAAAUCUAAAAUGCACAAAAGAAGGACUAACCUCUGAUCAAGUGAAAGAGAGGCUAGACUUGUUUGGACACAACAAGCUUGAAGAAAAGAAGGAAAGUAAAAUACUCAAGUUUUUGGGGUUUAUGUGGAAUCCACUGUCAUGGGUCAUGGAAGCUGCUGCUAUCAUGGCCAUUGCCAUGGCUCAUGGAGGGGGAGAAGGUUGGGAUUAUCAAGAUUUUACCGGCAUUGUUAUACUGCUACUUGUAAACUCCACAAUCAGUUUCAUAGAAGAAAACAAUGCUGGUAAUGCAGCAGCAGCACUCAUGGCAAGAUUGGCCCCAAAAGCAAAGGUACUCCGUGAUGGAAAAUGGAGCGAAGAAGAUGCAUCUGUGUUGGUUCCUGGAGAUAUAAUCAGCAUCAAGCUAGGUGACAUCAUUCCUGCCGACGCACGUCUCCUUGAAGGAGAUCCUUUGAAGAUCGAUCAGUCUGCUCUUACUGGAGAGUCACUUCCUGUUUCAAAACAUCCUGGAGAUGGAGUAUAUUCUGGUUCAACAUGCAAGCAAGGAGAAAUUGAAGCAGUAGUUAUUGCAACUGGAGUUCACACAUUCUUUGGAAAGGCGGCGCAUCUUGUGGAAAACACCACACAUGUUGGACAUUUCCAGAAGGUUUUGCAAUCUAUUGGGAACUUCUGCAUCUGUUCCAUUGCUAUUGGGAUGCUCAUUGAAAUCAUAGUGAUAUAUGGCCCGCAGCAAAGGAAAUACCGAGUUGGUAUCGAUAACCUCCUUGUGUUACUGAUUGGUGGUAUCCCUAUUGCAAUGCCAACUGUCCUUUCAGUUACAAUGGCUAUUGGUUCACACAAAUUGUCUCAGCAGGGUGCUAUAACAAAGAGAAUGACUGCAAUUGAAGAAAUGGCCGGAAUGGAUGUCCUAUGCAGUGAUAAAACAGGCACAUUAACACUCAACAAGCUUACAGUGGACAAGAAUCUAAUUGAGGUCUUUGCUGAUGGAGUUAAUCAGGACAUGGUUGUACUUAUGGCUGCAAGGGCAUCAAGGCUAGAGAACCAAGAUGCAAUUGAUUGUGCAAUUGUCUCUAUGUUAGCAGACCCAAAGGAGGCACGAGCUGGAAUAACUGAAAUUCACUUCCUUCCAUUCAAUCCAACAGAUAAAAGAACUGCACUUACAUACACCGAUGCUGCUGGUAAGAUGCACAGGGUUAGCAAAGGUGCACCAGAGCAGAUUCUCAACCUUGCACAUAACAAGUCAGAAAUUGCACAGAGGGUACAUGCAAUUAUAGACAAAUUUGCCGAACGUGGCCUUCGCUCACUGGCUGUUGCCCACCAGGAAGUACCUGAGGGAACCAAAGAAAGUUUAGGGGGUCCGUGGGAAUUUGUCGGCCUACUCCCUCUAUUUGAUCCUCCCCGCCACGAUAGUGCUGAAACAAUCAGAAGAGCUCUUAAUCUUGGUGUGAGUGUCAAAAUGAUCACUGGUGAUCAGCUUGCAAUUGCUAAGGAAACAGGAAGGCGUCUUGGAAUGGGCUCUAACAUGUAUCCUUCUUCAUCGCUGCUAGGAGAAAGCAAAGAUAAUUUUGCUUCUGUUCCCGUCGAUGAUCUUAUAGAGAAUGCAGAUGGUUUCGCUGGUGUCUUUCCUGGUAAGUAUAAUAGCAAUCACAGAAAAGCUCUAAUCCAAAUUCUUGUCUAUUUUCUGAUUAUAUAUGUUCCCUCAGAGCACAAAUAUGAGAUUGUGAAGAGGUUACAAGCUAGAAAGCACAUUUGUGGGAUGACUGGUGAUGGAGUGAAUGAUGCACCAGCUCUGAAGAUAGCUGACAUAGGUAUCGCUGUAGCAGAUGCAACAGAUGCUGCAAGAAGUGCCUCUGACAUAGUUCUAACAGAACCUGGGUUGAGUGUGAUCAUAAGUGCUGUUUUAACUAGCCGUGCAAUUUUCCAAAGAAUGAAAAACUACACAAUAUAUGCUGUAUCUAUCACCAUCCGUAUUGUGGUUGGCUUUAUGUUACUCACAUGCAUUUGGGAAUUUAACUUUCCUCCCUUUAUGGUUCUUGUCAUAGCCAUUCUCAACGAUGGUACCAUCAUGACAAUAUCUAAAGAUAGGGUUAAGCCUUCUCCAAGUCCUGAUAGUUGGAAGCUGAGUGAGAUUUUUGCAACUGGGAUUGUCCUAGGAGGUUAUCUGGCUCUAAUGACAGUGAUAUUCUUCUGGGCAGCGUAUAAAACACACUUUUUUCCUAACCAUUUUGAUGUGAGACAUCUCCACGGAGAUCUUCAUGGUCCACCUACUCAUGAAGAGAGUAAAAUGCUAGGAGCUGCUAUAUAUCUUCAAGUCAGUAUAAUUAGUCAAGCCUUAAUUUUUGUGACUCGCUCAAGGGGAUGGUCCUAUACAGAAAGACCCGGUGUUUUGCUUAUGAUCGCUUUUGUUAUAGCUCAACUGAUUGCAACUAUUGUAUCUGCCCUUCUCUCUUGGGAGCUAGCAGGAAUCAAAGCCAUAGGGUGGGGUUGGACGGGAAUCAUCUGGGUCUACUCUAUUAUAACUUACUUGUUUUUGGAUCCUAUAAAGUUUGCUGUUCGUUAUGCAUUAAGCGGAAGAGCUUGGAAUUUGGUGGUAGACAAACAUACUGCAUUUAUCAACAAAAAUGACUUUGGUAGAGAAGCUCGUGAAGCUCAAUGGGCUGCUGAGCAGAGAACCUUACAUGGUCUCCAGUCUGCUGACAUGAAAGUUGAGAAGCACACUUUCAGGGAAAUAAAUACACUAGCUGACGAGGCCAAGAGGCGUGCAGAAAUAGCAAGGAUGAGAGAGCUUCACACUCUGAAAGGAAGGGUGGAAACAAUGGGCAAGCUAAAGGGUUUAGAUGUGGAUGCAAUCAACAGUCAUUACACAGUAUAAGACCAAUUCAGCUCUCAAGUGGCAUCUUCUUCAUAUCCGUUGUAUUUUGUGGCUUUCUUAUGUUUCAGAUUAUGGCAUUUACUUCAAUAAUGUUUCCAUUAGAGAUUGAACAUAAUCCUAUUUCUUCAAGUUUCAACUGCUCUCCUUUGUUCGAGGGUAACUUCUUAUGUAAUUAAUAACAUAGUAAAAUGAACUGAGGAAAAUAAAUGAAAUAAACACCAAUUGUUAU
Messenger RNA from Arachis stenosperma, 3403 nucleotides. RefSeq names its product plasma membrane ATPase 1-like. The record is from RefSeq and is a predicted model, not a curated record. Gene Ontology annotation, biological process: proton export across plasma membrane; regulation of intracellular pH. Lineage: Eukaryota; Viridiplantae; Streptophyta; Magnoliopsida; Fabales; Fabaceae. Gene Ontology annotation, cellular component: plasma membrane. Bases 238 to 3174 code for a protein of 978 amino acids. Gene Ontology annotation, molecular function: ATP binding; P-type proton-exporting transporter activity; ATP hydrolysis activity. The transcript is spliced from 21 exons.